Spodoptera littoralis (African cotton leafworm) is the source of this 3186-nucleotide messenger RNA. The record is from the annotation of a GenBank genome assembly. Lineage: Eukaryota; Metazoa; Arthropoda; Insecta; Lepidoptera; Noctuidae.
UUUUUCCCUAAAGUACAUGUUACAUAAUAUUAUGAUCAUAUCGUUAUGUACUUCUGGCUCAAUGUUUCCUCGAAGAUACAUAUAUUGAAUGUGCCUGAAUAUCAGGUAGAUAAUAAUGAAAUGUUCUAAUAAUCUGUAAACGGUUAUCUCAAAAAUAGUUAUUAUUCAUGUCGCAUUUGAUUUAUCCUGUACUACAUUCAAAUAAACAUAAAUCUUGCAAAUCCGAAAAGUAUAAACUCCCUAUAAUAACUAAAUAACAUGUAAACAACAGAGAACCAGUUGUAAAUAUUGAUCAUAUUGUGUCAAAACACGAUAACACGAAGUUUCAUGAAGUUUAAAACUGUUCGGAGUUAUACCUGCCGGUGACGACCCAAUUCAAAUUAAUGUACCUUGAGCGGGAAGACCUAACUAUGGGUGGGACUACACAUUGGACGACGCUCCCUCGCGGCAUAAGCACUGAAUGAAUUUCUGACAGUUUUACAUGCAGUGGCAACAAUGUACGAGCACGACAGAUUUGUUCCAUUUUGACGCUUAUGCUUUGCUGAUAAGAACUAGGAUAGUAUGCUUGACGUGCACAUUUGUACGCAGCGUCGUGCUCCCACCAAACGCAAGCGCGGGGAGAUGCGCGCGCAUAUAUUCACCAGCGCUUCGCACGAACUCCAGUCAAUCCUUAGACCGCAAAGCGGAGCGAUCGAAUCAGUUGAGCGUUCCGAUACUUCGCACACGAGCAACACUACGCUAGUUUCCGCGCGUUACGCAGCGAUUGUGUCGGGGAUUUGAAUUAAGAUUUGUACGUUUUUAUAAGGCGCAAAGAUGACUGACUCACACGCUAAAAUAGAAGAUAACCCGAAGAUAUUGUCCGGCCCAGUGCUGGUCAACUCACCAAAUGCGGUUUUGUCGAAAACCCUGUUGGGAAGGUACAAUGACCUCCCUAUUCCUGCGGACAAAAUUUUGGCAACAUACAUCUGGAUCGAUGGAACUGGAGAACAUCUUCGUUGCAAAGAUCGUACCCUGAGCUUCAUUCCAAAGCAACCCAAGGAUCUUCCGAUUUGGAAUUUCGAUGGCAGCUCCACGGGACAGUCGGACGGGCACAACUCUGAUACAUUCCUGUAUCCCCGUGCCAUUUACCGGGACCCAUUCAGGCGUGGCAACCACAUCCUCGUCAUGUGCGACACGUACAAAUACAACAUGGAGCCCACAGAGACUAACCAUCGCAUCAAGUGCCAAGAGGCAUAUGAUAAGUGCAAGGAUGAUGAGCCGUGGUUUGGAAUUGAGCAGGAGUACAUCUUGCUUGACUCGGACCUAAGGCCCUUCGGAUGGCCCCCAGGUGGCUUCCCCCCACCACAAGGCCCAUACUACUGCGGUGUUGGUGCCAACAAGGUGUUCGCCAGGGAUCUUGUCGAGGCACAUUACAGAUGUUGUUUAUUUGCUGGCGUUCCCAUUUCGGGCACCAACGCUGAGGUCAUGCCCUCGCAGUGGGAGUUCCAAGUGGGUCCCUCUGUGGGAGUGACCGCUGGCGACGACCUGUGGGUCGCUCGCUACAUUCUGAACAGGCUCGCUGAGGAGUAUGGAGUGAUUGUCAGCUUUGACCCCAAACCAGUCCAGGACUGGAACGGAUCUGGAGCUCAUACUAACUUCUCCACCAAGAAGAUGCGCGAAGACAACGGUAUUAUUGAAAUCGAGAAGGCCAUUGACAAGCUGUCUAAAGUUCACAUGAAGCACAUCAAGGUGUACGAUCCUCGCGGAGGAAAGGACAAUGAGAGACGUUUGACGGGUCUCCACGAAACUGCCAGUAUUAAUGACUUCAGCGCCGGUGUCGCUAACCGUGCCAGCAGCAUCAGGAUACCGCGGAAUGUAGCCGAGGAGAAGAAGGGCUACUUGGAGGACCGUCGACCGGCCUCGAACUGCGACCCUGAAAUCGAGAAGGCCAUUGACAAGCUGUCUAAAGUUCACAUGAAGCACAUCAAGGUGUACGAUCCUCGCGGAGGAAAGGACAAUGAGAGACGUUUGACGGGUCGCCACGAAACUGCCAGUAUUAAUGAUUUCAGCGCCGGUGUCGCUAACCGUGCCAGCAGCAUCAGGAUACCGCGGAAUGUAGCCGAGGAGAAGAAGGGCUACUUGGAGGACCGUCGACCGGCCUCGAACUGCGACCCGUACGCUGUGAUAGAUGCGCUGAUGCGCACCUGCAUACUCAAUGAAUAACAAUGGCGUAUCACCCGCCAGGCCACUCCUGCGCCACGUGUCAGCUAGCGAACACAUCAUCAAUAAAUCCGUCUAUUAAGUUCGUGCCUGGUUGCCAACGCAAGCUGUAUGUACCUGCACCGACGUGCGUUAUUGAACCUCUUCCAUUUUAGUGAUAUACAUAUGCCGCAAGAGCAACACCAAGUAACGUUUUGUAUAGACAUUUACCUUAUAAUAUUAAUUAUUAUAUUCACUAGCGACGACAAAUCGAAUAAUUAUGGCCUAUAGGUAUUCAAUAGAAUAGAUUAUUCGAUGUAUGUACACUAACUAUAAAAGAUAAAUCAAACGAUAAUAAAUAAUUAAACCGACACGUAAUAGAGGUAGUGCGUUUAAAAGGACCAUAUAAGAUAUUAAUAUAUUGAAUAAGUAGGUAAAUAUUUCUACGAAUAUUAUGUGAUAUUUAAAAAUUGUUAUUUUGAUGUUAAAUAGUUUAAUUGUAUACAAAUAACCACAUAUCAUUAUUUUUAACAAAUUCAUUUAAAGCAUAGUUGCAAAUUAGUUGUAGUGAAUAACAUGAAAGAGAACACAUGAAUUGCUUGACAUAUUAUGUACUAACAAGAUCACUACAGAUAUAUUUACAAAGUCCGAAUGAGAACGUUAUGAGUAUAGGAUCUACCAGUAUGUUAAUAUUAAAGGUAGUUUACGUGCAAAAUUAUUUGCAAAUAUUCUAGAGUAUAAAGUAAACAGAAUCGCAAGAGCCUUCCAAGAGUUCAAGCACUUAUGAAGUAUGUCUAAACGUGAACACCAUGUACACUCGAGUAGAGCACAAAAUGUUAUAUUCCUAUCGUCUGAAUAAAAUUAUUUAUGCUAUUAUAUUAUGUAUAAGAUGUUUAAAAUUGUUUUGCAUGCAUCGGAUUUUGGUAUGAUUAACAAAAUGUAAGCGUAUAAGAAAUAUUGUUAUAUAAUACGAGGUACUAUAAAAAAUAAACAUACUUUGUUGUACUA